Messenger RNA from Chinchilla lanigera (long-tailed chinchilla), 4015 nucleotides. It is a transcript of the gene Gcfc2, whose product is annotated as GC-rich sequence DNA-binding factor 2. Lineage: Eukaryota; Metazoa; Chordata; Mammalia; Rodentia; Chinchillidae. Gene Ontology annotation, molecular function: DNA binding. The coding region runs from base 120 to 2450 and encodes 776 amino acids. Gene Ontology annotation, biological process: mRNA splicing, via spliceosome. Gene Ontology annotation, cellular component: nucleus. The transcript is spliced from 17 exons. The record is from RefSeq and is a predicted model, not a curated record.
AAGAGUCGGUGCGCGGGAGGCGCUGGCGCGCGCACGCAGCAGCCGUGCGAAGCGGGCGCGCGCUCGGACGCGAGCUGGUGGUGUGUAGCUGGAGUGCGCGCGGCGACCCGGCCUUAACUAUGGCUCACCGGCCCCAGAGGACCUUCCGGCGGCGGCAGGUCGACUCCAGCGACAGUGACGGCGCCGAGGAUCCGACUGCUGAGGCCGAGGCGCAGAGGGAGCGGGCGGCCCCGGGCUCGCCGGAGCAGGGUCCGCCCCCCGGAGUCCGCGCGGAGCUGGCGGGGCCGCAGCGCCGGGCCCGGGGCCCUCGGGGCCGCAGUCGGGUCUGGGCGAGCUCGCGGCGCGUGGACGGCGGCUCGGGCGCCCCAGAAUCCAGAAGAAUUGACCUUUCAACAGAUGAAGAGGAUGGAGCACUGCAUUCUACAGAGAGUAAAGAUGAUCAGACCUCGUCCUCUGACAGCUCUAGCUCUCCAGAAGAAACAAAAUUUUCAUCAGCAGUUAAAAUCCCUGAUGCAGCUGCUAUUCAGGCAGCCCGCAGAAAACGUGAACUGGCCAGGGCCCAGCAUGAUUAUAUUCCUUUGGAUGUGAAACAUCCCUCCACCACCUCUGCUGUGAAGGGGGACAGUGGAGAGGAUCCUGAGAGUGAGCCUGAAGACCAUGAAAAUAGAAUACUGUUUACCCCGAAGCCUCAAACGCUGAGACAAAGAAUGGCUGAGGAAACAACUAGCAGAAAUGAAGAAACAAGUGAAAACAGCCAAGAGGAUGAAAGUCAAGAUAUUUGGGAGCAGCAACAAAUGAGGAAAGCAGUUAAAAUCACAGAGGGAAGAGACAGAGACCUUUCCCACAUCAGAGAUUCUCCAGCAGUGAAGAAGUUUGAUACUUCCAUUUCAUUUCCACCAGUAAAUUUAGAAAUUAUAAAGAAGCAGUUAAACACUAGAUUAACAUUACUACAGGAUACUCAUCGCUCACACCAGAGAGAAUAUGAAAAAUACGUAGAAGAUCUCAAGAGCUCAAAGAAUACAAUCCAGAAUCUAGAGAGUUCGUCAGAUCAAGCUGCAAAUUAUAGGUUCUAUAAAAGCAUGAAAAUGUAUGUGGAAAAUUUAAUUGACUGUCUAAAUGAAAAGAUUAUCCACAUCCAAGAAAUAGAAUCAUCCAUGCAUGCACUUCUUUUAAAACAAGCCAUGACCUUAAUGCAACGCAGGCAAGAUGAAUUAAAACAUGAAUCAACGUAUUUACAGCAGUUACCACGCAAAGCUGAGAUACCAACAAAUGGAAGCUUAGCUGUAGAUGAAAAUACGCCAAGGAUUUUAAAAGAAGUUGAAUCUCGAAGGUCACAAAGAAGACAAGCAAGGACACUUGCUGGGAAUUGUAACCAUCAGGAGGGGACAUCUAGUGAUGAUGAACUGCCUUCUGCAGAGAUGACUGACUUCCAGAAAAGCCACGGUGACAUUUUACAGGAUCAUAAGAAAGUUUUUGAAGAUGUGAAUGAUGAUUUUUGUUGCAUCCAGAAUAUUUUAUUGAAAUUUCAAGAAUGGCGAGAGAAGUUUCCUGAUUCCUAUUACGAAGCUUUCAUUAGUUUAUACAUACCAAAGCUUUUAAAUCCUGUAAUACGAUUUCAGUUGAUUGAUUGGAACCCACUUAAGUUGAGUUCCAUAGGUUUAAAACAGAUGUCAUGGUUCACAUCUAUAGAAGAAUUUAUUGAUAGAGGUGUUGAAGAUACAGAGAAGGACAAUAGUUCUGAUAAAAAAAUCUUGUCUGCUGUCAUCAACAAAACAAUUAUUCCUCGACUUACAGACUUCCUAGAAUUCAUUUGGGAUCCCUUGUCAACCUCACAAACAACAAGUUUACAAACACACUGCCGAGUGAUUCUUGAAGAACAUUCUACUUGGAAAAAUGAAGUUAGUAAAAGCAAACAGGAUUUACUUAAAUCUAUUGUUUCAAGAAUAAAGAAGUCAAUAGAAGAUGAUGUUUUCAUACCUCUGUAUCCAAAGAGCACUGUAGAAGAUAAAACAUCACCACAUUCAAAGUUCCAAGAGAGACAGUUCUGGUCAGCUCUAAAGCUCUUCCGUAAUACUCUUCUUUGGAAUGGACUCCUCCCAGAUGACACAUUGAGAGAGCUAGGACUAGGAAAGCUGCUAAAUCGCUACCUUCUUAUAGCUCUUCUUAAUGCCGUCCCUGGGCCAGAUGUUGUUAAGAAGUGCAGCCAGAUAGCAGCAUGUCUCCCUGAGAAAUGGUUUGAAAAUCCUGCUAUGAAGACAUCUAUUCCCCAGAUGGAGAGCUUCAUUCAGUUUCUAUUGCAGUCUGCACAUAAUUUAUCUAGAAGUGAAUGCAGGAAUGAAGUCAAGGAAAUAAUUCUUAUUCUGGUGAAAAUAAAAGCUUUGAAUCAAGCCGAAUCCCUCAUAGAAGAAAAUCACCUAGACGAUCUGAAAUCACUAAAGAAGUUUGAAUAAACUUUGUAAGAAAGUACUGAAAUGAGAUUUUAACGUAGUCACACUCAGUGGCUUGGCUGAAGAAAAGCUGGUGCCGCUCCAUUCCCUCUGACGGAGGGUAGGGUUUGCAGAAGAGCAGAGCUCGCUCCCUCCGUCCCCGCACACUCUGCCUGCUGGCAGCAUGAAAGGGUCCCCUUCCCGAUUCUGUUUUUGAAAGAAUUAAAUGCAUGGGAGCAGUAAGAACUCAGUGUGUUUCUUUUUCUUUCUACUUCUUUUUCAGUUUUAAAGGGCAGUUGGAGGAAUUCUGCAGUGAACUCUUUCAACAUAGAGAAGCAUGCUAAGUCUUCUGACUUCUGAACCAUAAAGUUGUGCUUAUUGAACUCUAUUUAUUUAAAUAAUAAGUCUUAACUGGAAUGAAGUGUUAAAUAUUUGAGGCAUUUUAAGGCAUUCCACAACCAAUCAGCGAAUUGUACUUCAGAAAUCUGUGCCAAUUUACUGAAUCAACACAAGGGUAAGAGAGCCCCAUUAUAUCCCCAUUGGCAAUACAUAGGUACUGGUAUCAUCAUCUUGUUAAUUCAGUGCAAAUUUGAUAAGUAAAAAGAAAAUGAUUUUGUUUUGGCUGUUAGAAAGUAAAUGCGUUGGUUUUAGCUAUUUGUAAUUCUUUCUGAAAUACUCAUCAUUUUUAAGGCCUUCAUAUUUAAAAAUACUGAUCUAUUGCCUGUCCUGCAUAGCAAAUAGUUUUUUGGUCACCAUUUUUCUUUUAAUUUUUGUCUAAGAUGGUUCCUGGCAUAAGUCAUAACUUAUUAGCAAUUUCCUGCUCUUUUUUGUCAUUGGUGGUAUAAAAAGGAAACAUUUUAAAUAUUUAGAAUAUGUGAUUCAUUUUCUGCUAAAAAUAAUACUUGUCAGCUUAAAGAGCUACAACACAAGGUAAUAAGUUUUGACAAUCGAUUUUGCUAGUAAUUUUGUUAACAUCUAUUUGUUAAAUAACUUGAGCAGUUUUAAAUAUCUAUUUUGUAAAUUGUUGCCCAAAAGAUACUGAGCAAAAAUGGUUAAUAUUAUAGGCUUUGUAUCAUUCUUCAUCACUUCUAUUUUCAAAAUUACACAGAAUGUAUUUUCACAGGUAUGUUACCUCUACUGCAGUGAAGCCUUGAUUCACUAGUGUGAGGGAUUUUUUAAUUUAUAGUACUUGUAUAAAUAAGGUGGCAGUAAAAUUGCAUCUGUAAAAUUCAAACCAUUGCUUAAAAGCAUUGAGAGAUGGAGGGGGAAGAGGGAUAGUAAAAAGAAUUAGGAUGUGAAAUGUACACAAACCAGCUCUCGAUGAUGAAUGUAGCUAGGGUGUACUGCAAACAUGCAUGUACUAAUAAAGAUAAAAGUUUUUAAAUAAGCCAGAACAAAUUUGUGAAAAGGAAAAAAAGCAUUUAGUAUUCCUGUAUAGCCAACUUCCCCAGUGAGAAAUUUUCAUUUUAUUGUUAUCCUUUCAGAUAUUUUUACCAAAGUGUACAUAAAACUUUGUUAUGUAAAUGAGAUACUUUGUUGUGUAUUAAAUUUGUAAAUUUUUUACUAUUAAAGCUAAUAUUUGGAAACUA